Messenger RNA from Sinocyclocheilus rhinocerous, 2311 nucleotides. It is a transcript of the gene slc19a2, whose product is annotated as solute carrier family 19 member 2. The transcript has 6 exons. Bases 104 to 1507 code for a protein of 467 amino acids. Gene Ontology annotation, cellular component: plasma membrane. Gene Ontology annotation, molecular function: vitamin transmembrane transporter activity. NCBI's taxonomy places the organism in Eukaryota, Metazoa, Chordata, Actinopteri, Cypriniformes, Cyprinidae. Gene Ontology annotation, biological process: transmembrane transport; vitamin transport. The record is from RefSeq and is a predicted model, not a curated record.
GCCGCUUGUCCCUUUGACUCGCGUUAAAACCGGUGAGCGAGAGCGUUGUUGCAAAAUGUUCCUGCAUUGUUCGUUGCAAGAAGGUCAAUAGGCGCAAGCGAGUAUGUCUGAACCAUGGCUUUACCCUACCGUUUUACUAUGUAUUUAUGGAUUUUUCUGCAGCCACAGACCACUGGAACCUUUUCUAACCCCGUUUUUGAUGGGACCUGAUAAAAACCUGACGGAGACAGAGGUUGUGAGUGAGAUCUAUCCAUUCUGGACAUAUUCCUACCUUGUGCUGCUUUUCCCUGUUUUCCUGGCCACAGAUUACCUUCGCUAUAAGCCUGUGCUCAUUGUCCAGGCGGCCAGCUUCAUAGUGACAUAUGCUUUGCUUGUGAAAGCCCAGAGUGUGAGGACCAUGCAGUUAUUGGAGUUCUUUUUUGGUCUGGCAACUGCCACUGAAGUUGCCUACUACUCCUACAUCUACAGUGUCGUGGAGCCAUCUCAUUAUCAGAGGGUGACUGGUUUUUGCCGCAGUGUCACACUGUUGGGCUCAGCCAUUGGCUCACUCAUCGGACAGAUUCUGGUGUCUGUAGCCCAGGUGCCUCUGUUUUACUUGAGCAUCAUCACACUGGUGUCCUCCUGCAUAGCCUUUGUUGCCCCUUGGUUCCUACCCAUGCCCAGUAAGAGCCUGUUCUUUCACCACAGAGAGAGCAGCUCUCAGGAUGAAGGAGCUCUGGAACCCAUUACCGGCAGUCAGCUGAUCGAGAAGCCAGAUGAUCCAGAGUCCAAAAUACAGCUUAGUGCAGAUGAAAGAACGACUCUCAAGGACAAUACUAGUAGUAGUGGAUUACUGGAAGUGUUAAAAAUGCUCUGGUCAGACUUCCUUGAGUGUUACUCCUGCUCUACCCUACUGGCCUGGUCAGUGUGGUGGGCUUUAUCCACAUGUGGUUACCUCCAGGUGAUUAAUUAUGCUCAAGCACUUUGGGAGAAAAUCUUACCUUCCAGUGAUUUUGAGAUCUACAAUGGAUACGUGGAGACAAUAUCUACCUUGCUUGGUGCUUUUGCAGCAUUUGUUGUAAGCUUUGUGAAAGUGUCCUGGGCAGUGUGGGGAGAACUCGCCCUCUGCAUUUUCUCUGUGGUAAUUGCAGUGUGUGUGUACCUCAUGGACACCAUCCGAAAUAUCUGGGUUUGCUACACUUCCUACAUGCUCUUCAGAGCUACCUACAUGCUGCUUAUCACCAUAGCAACGUAUCAGAUAGCUGCUAACCUAAGUAUGAGAAGAUAUGCUUUGGUUUUUGGAAUAAACACUUUCAUCGCACUUCUACUGCAGACGAUUCUUACAGUGAUUGUAGUAGAUUCUGCCGGUCUAGGCCUGGACAUUUUUCUACAGUUUCUGAUCUAUGCAAGUUACUUUGCUGUAAUAGCUGUGAUAUUCUUGAUUGCUUGGCUGUAUAAACUGUACAAAAGAAGGCGACCUGAAGGACAGAAUGAAUUACCCUCAACAGAAACCGUUCCAGAGGCUUGAAACACCUUACAUCAGCAUCCGUUAAGCACAAGGUUAUAGAAUAGUCUUUCCGUUCAACUGAAUGCAUAGGUUAAAAUAAUGUAUCAGGUCAAAUAGGUCAAAAUCAAUAAUAACUGUAUAUUAAGAAAAUGCAGCAUUUCCAAAUCAGUCACAGAUCCAGCUUUAAAGGUUAUAAAAGCACUGGUGAUUUUGAUAACGGAGUUCACAAUUAUACACUGAAAGUGGCCGUUGGGGGUCACAGAGUGUGAAGAACAAAAUGCACUUAUUUAUUAUUUUAUUUACACCAUUAUGAUGCCUUUACUUGAAUCUAAGCAACUAGGUCAAAAUAAGUAGUCUGACUUUUUAGCCAAUACUAUCACAUGAAUGUAAGCGCUUGUAUGAAUCUGCAAUCUUUUCUGUUUUUCUCUGACACAUUUGAGGAAUUAUGGUACUUUCACUGCAAAUUACAUUUUUUACACACAUUUUGAUUUUGAAUAGAUAUAUUCAUAUGAAGAUGAAAAAAAACAACACUUGGUGCUGUUUUCUUCACUGACUAUCAAAAAUAUUUUUCUUUGUCAGCUCAUUUGGUUGGAGCUGAUUUUGAAUAGCAGCACAAUUAUGAUUGUGAUUAUUGCUUUUUUUAUUAUAAAAAAAGAGAGCGAUGAUAUGUGACCUUUUAGACACAACCUUGUCAGUAUUUUUUGUCUGUUUGUGGUCUGUCAAGGAAAAUAUUUCCAAAUGAAGCGACAAAACAAUCAACCUCUGUGCAACACGAAGUAGUAUGAUUUUGUUUUUGUCUGAAUCAGUGACUAAAUCAAACAGACA